GGGAAGUAUAGGAGGCAAAGGGCUAGGGUUGCUUGCGAUAUAUAGCGUGUCCAUGUUGCGUGGAUCUCAUUGUAGGCGAAACAGUAUUGUAGCGUUGACGCCCUCCUGCUGGAAGGAGGCUCCCGCUGGAUGGUUCCUCGUUCCAAGCUCGACCGUUCCGGAAGGUGAGGAAUUGCGUGUCGGAAAGCUUUUUGAUUUCCUGAACCAUGCAGCCCAGUAUGUGUUUUUGGGAAAGGUCAUGGCCCUCGCUGAUGAGCUGAAAUGUAUUCCUCGGGUUGAUUGGUUUUUUACGGAGCUUUAUUUCACGUUGCCCCCCACCCGUCAGGCAGAAAUCCUUGCUAGUUACAUGAACGAUGAGGAGCGACUCCGAUGCGGCCUGCGAAAUCAUUCCAAGGGUGGGACGAGUAAGUCCCCCUUUAAGUGGAGCCCAGAGCUCGAAAAGCGCGUCGACGAGCGCGCCAAAGGGGACUUCUGUUGGCUCCUCACAGAAGACCAGCACAAGACACAGAAGUUCCUGCAGGAAACCUACAUACAGUGGCACCAUCGCGCAGACUAUCUUGUUUCUCGCAUGAGCCGUGAGAAGAAGGAGUUCCGGCCGGACCUUACACUUCAACAGGUCAUUCAGCAGGGCCAGGAACGGAAACGUCGCAUGCAGCGACGCCGCAUGGCAGCCGAGACUAAGCAGGAAAAUAUUCGCACCGGCAAAGAGAGUGAGUGGGAUAAUUUCACCUUUGAUGUGCUCCCACGAGAAUUGCGCGAGGCGCUGGAUCGUGAGAGUGAUGGGAUGGAGGAUGUCCGCCUAUCACGUGCUGGUUCGGCCACAGGUGGGUGGAGUAGGAGUUUCCGGUCAAAUCCCAACAUUCGCUAG
Molecule: messenger RNA, 868 nt
Organism: Phytomonas sp. EM1
Lineage: Eukaryota; Euglenozoa; Kinetoplastea; Trypanosomatida; Trypanosomatidae
Source: the annotation of a GenBank genome assembly